Nicotiana tabacum (common tobacco) is the source of this 635-nucleotide messenger RNA. NCBI's taxonomy places the organism in Eukaryota, Viridiplantae, Streptophyta, Magnoliopsida, Solanales, Solanaceae. The record is from RefSeq and is a predicted model, not a curated record.
AGAAAUUUGAUCGAAGUGCAAACUUCGGAAUGUGGCAAUUAAAGAUGGAAGCUAUCCUAAUUCAGGAUGACUUAGACUUGGCGUUACAAGGAAAGGAGAAGUCGGAUAAAAUGACGGAUGAGAAGUUUGCAAUCAUAGACAAAAGGGCAAAAGCAGUUGCAGGUGGAGUUGUCCAACUGGGUAACAAUGUUACUUGUAACGUUAUUGGCAAAGAUACAAUUCGGUUCAGAAUGCACGAUGAUUUGGUGAGAACUCUCGCUGAUGUUAGAUAUAUUCCUGAGUUGAAGAAAAAUCUCAUAUCUUUGGGCACUUUAGAAUCCCUUGGGUGCAAAUUCACUAGUGAAGGCCUUACUGCAGUUUUGGGUCCCGAGGGGCUCGAACAUGUUUCGGAUUGUGUUCGGACUAUUUUCCUCCAUUUUGGCCUUGUUGGUGUGUUCUGGUUUUCUGGUGCGUGGAUUGUUCUUCGCGAUCGCGGAUCAGUUGAUGUGAUCGCGUGUGCACGCGUUCGCAUUGUAGAGCUGAGCUGGGCAGGGCUUCUUCAUCGCGUUCGUGAGCUUGGGGCUGCGUUCGCCUUAUUCCGCGAUCGCGUAGUGUAUUUUCAGGGGCAGUGCAUUUUCUUCUUCGCGAUCGCGAAG